Messenger RNA from Thelazia callipaeda (thelaziosis nematode), 546 nucleotides. The record is from the annotation of a GenBank genome assembly. NCBI's taxonomy places the organism in Eukaryota, Metazoa, Nematoda, Chromadorea, Rhabditida, Thelaziidae.
AUGGUCAGAUCACGGAAGAAUCGUUUGACAGCUAAUAAAAAAUCUCAGUCCGGCAAUACAAGCCCUCAGAGUUAUUCUCGUAGGCGUUCACGUUCACGUUCACGUAAUUCAACUCCACGUUUGCGUUCUAAUUCACGUAGUCGGGGAAAUAAAUCACCGAAGACAAAGCUUAUUCUACCUGUAGACACAAAAUCUAUCGAACGAGAGACGAAUAUAAAGAAAAUUAUGCCACUCCAUCAAAGCUUUGAAAGCAAUGAUAUGAGAAGCUAUCGUAAUCAUUCAGGCGUACACCUUCCACGACGACCAAAUUCGAAACUAAAAAUACUGCAACGGUUUUAUCCGAAUAAUUUACUCGUUAAAGGGACCAAGAUUAAAAAUCGUUUGUUCUCACACUGUCGACGUUAUCCACGUUCCUACGCACUGCUACUAAUUCUUGGAUUGAUCGCGCUGGCUCUUUUCUACACAGGAUAUACCGUUGAUCAAAUGGCGAAAUAUUCUCGUCAACAAAUGAAGAUAAUCUCAGCUUAUGUAAACAAAAACAUUUGA